Molecule: messenger RNA, 648 nt
Organism: Postia placenta MAD-698-R-SB12
Lineage: Eukaryota; Fungi; Basidiomycota; Agaricomycetes; Polyporales; Adustoporiaceae
Exons: 7
Coding region: 22-471 (149 amino acids)
Biological process (GO): RNA splicing
Cellular component (GO): nucleus; exon-exon junction complex
Source: RefSeq, a predicted model, not a curated record
CGCAACCACCACUGACUUGCCAUGUCUUCUCAUGAGAACGACCCCUUCUACCUUAGAUACUACACCGGCCACUCAGGCAAGCACGGACACGAGUUCCUCGAGUUCGAGUACUCGCAUGGACGUCUCCGAUACGCGAACAACUCGAACUACCGCAAUGACAGCCUGAUUCGUAAAGAGAUGUGGGUCGGCCCACUUGUUGUGAAGGAGCUCAAGCGCAUCGUUGAGUCGAGCGAGAUCACCAAGGAAGACGACACCAACUGGCCCAAGAAGAACAUUGUAGGGAAGCAAGAGCUCGAAAUCCGUGUUGGCAACGACCACAUCGCGUUCGAGACAGCAAAAAUCGGCUCUUUAGUCGACAUCCAGGACAGUGAGGAUCCAGAGGGUCUUCGUGUAUUCUACUAUCUUGUCCAGGACCUGAAGUGUCUCAUCUUCUCCCUCAUCUCUCUCCACUUCAAAAUCAAGCCCAUAUAAUCAUCUCGACUGCUUUCGCAUGUUCUUUCUUGUCAUUGACGGGUGCUUUAGUCGUGUAUGUUGUGCUAGUGCUCAAUGAAGUUCUUCAUCGCUGAGGCACUGUUGCGCCGAAAUCUGUACAACGGUUGUAAGUGUUUACCAUUGAUUUUUUCAAGCGAUGCGAUGCCUGGGCUGUGC